This is a messenger RNA of Artibeus jamaicensis (Jamaican fruit-eating bat), 1389 nucleotides long. It is a transcript of the gene CTSH, whose product is annotated as cathepsin H. The record is from RefSeq and is a predicted model, not a curated record. Gene Ontology annotation, molecular function: cysteine-type endopeptidase activity. The coding region runs from base 72 to 1079 and encodes 335 amino acids. The transcript is spliced from 12 exons. Gene Ontology annotation, biological process: immune response. NCBI's taxonomy places the organism in Eukaryota, Metazoa, Chordata, Mammalia, Chiroptera, Phyllostomidae. Gene Ontology annotation, cellular component: lysosome.
GCUAGGCUCAGGAGCUCCGCACCCGCCACCUCUGCUCUCCCGGAGCAGAGUCCACCGCUGACUUCGCCGCGAUGUGGGCCGCGCUGCCGCUGCUCUGCGCAGGAGCCUGGCUGCUGGGACCCCUGGCACGUGGCGUUGCAAGCCGGUCCUUGGACCCCGAAGAGACGUUUCGGUUUAAGUCAUGGAUGGAGCAGCACCAAAAGACGUACAGCACAGAGGAGUACCCGUACCGGCUGCAGACCUUUACCAGAAACCAGAGGAAGAUAAAAGAACACAACGUCAGGAACCACACGUUUAAAAUGGGAAUAAACCCCUUCUCAGAUAUGACGUUUGCUGAGUUUAAACGCAGGUUUCUCUGGUCCGAGCCCCAGAACUGCUCGGCCACCAAAGGUAACUACCUUCGGGGUACCGGUCCCUACCCCACGUCCGUGGACUGGCGGAAGAAAGGGCGCUUUGUCUCACCAGUGAAAAACCAGGGCGGCUGUGGCAGCUGCUGGACCUUCUCCACCACCGGGGCCCUGGAGUCGGCGAUCGCCAUCAAGACGGGGAAGAUGCUCUCCUUGUCGGAGCAGCAGCUGGUGGACUGCGCCCAGAACUUCAACAACCACGGCUGCCAAGGGGGCCUUCCCAGCCAGGCCUUCGAGUACAUCCGCUACAACAAGGGCAUCAUGAGCGAGAACAGCUACCCCUACCAGGGCAAGGACAGCAACUGCAAGUUCCGGCCGGAGAAGGCCAUCGCUUUCGUCAAGGACGUGGCCAACAUCACCCUCAACGACGAGGCGGCCAUGGUGGAGGCAGUGGCUCUGUACAACCCUGUGAGCUUCGCCUUCGAGGUGACGAGCGACUUCAUGCUGUACAAGAAGGGCAUCUACUCCAGUACUUCUUGUCAUAAAACCCCAGAUAAAGUCAACCACGCCGUGCUAGCUGUCGGGUACGGAGAAGAAAACGGGAAGCCCUACUGGAUCGUGAAGAACUCCUGGGGCCCCAGCUGGGGAAUAAACGGGUACUUCCUCAUCGAGCGCGGGACGAACAUGUGCGGGCUGGCCGCCUGCGCCUCCUACCCCAUCCCGCAGGUGUGAGCUCAGAGGCAGCUGCGACCCACCCCCACCGGCGGGUACAGAGAGGAACAGCAAGUGGCCUGGGCCGGUGGUGGAGGGAAGCUGCGGGGAGCUGCCCAGGGCCCUCCCUCGCACCCUCACCACAGGAGCGAGGGUCCCAGCAGGCCCCAAGGCCACCCUGUCUGCUGACCAAAUGUGCCUUAGGCCUCGUUUCUGACUGGCACUGACCAAGAAUAAUCUUUAUCUCCUGGGGGGAUUGCUCCUCAUCUCUGAGAGCUCUGGGGACCGUCUUCUGUGUGGCCUUUACCCAAUAAACUUCUAGGGAGCACUG